AUGAAGUCAUUUGCUUGCUUAAUUGUUACAGUAUUUGCUUACCAACUCAUAUCCCAAUCCAGCUCAUUCAGAGGCUCUCUUAGUCCUAACCCAGACACAACCUCUUUGAUCUCCACAGAUUUAAGUUCUCAAAUCCCAACCGACUGUUCCUUUAAAAAAGGGUAUCUUGAAAGAUGGCAGUUAGACCCUUCUUCCCCUGAAAAAGUGUACAUAGUCCUCAACUCUCAUGCAAUUUCUCUAUUUUCAGACGAAAACGUCGAAGAUCUCAUUUGCUCUGUAAAGCUCUCUGAUAUUUAUCGUCCUUUUGCCUCCGAAGAAAAAUGCAUUGUUUUACAAAGCUCAAAUUCUGAAGACAAUUUAAGAUUAUGCUCUAAUAAUGAUCAAGAAAAAGCCAUUUGGCAAGGCUCGCUUGAACAUUUCUUUGUAUGCUCUGAUAAGCUUGAUCCUGAAGCCCAAGCUGACCUUAUAGGGCUUGAAGAAGAAGCCAAGCUAGAAGUUUUAGAGCAUGAUGAGCUAAAAAAGAAAGCUGAAGAAAUUAUUGAAAAGGUAAAAUUAGCUGAAGACUUGGAAAAAGAAAAUAAAAAGAAAAUGCAGCAGCAACUUAAUGAUGCUAAGAAUGAGUUAGAAAAGGUAAAAGAGCAAAGAGAAGCUCUAGAAAAAGCGAUGGAGGCAAAAGCAUAUGAAGAAAUGCUUCUUGCUGAGAAUUUGAUAAGAAAAGAAAAACAAAAAGAAGAAAUCGCUGAGCUUGAAGCUGCAGCCCAGAAAAUUCAAGAAGACAAGAAAAAAGAAGCUGAGGAACUAAUGGAGCAACAAAAGCAUCUCAUUGAAAACAAAGAAAGGGAAACAAGAGACGAGCUCUCAUAUAUGGUAAGCAUGGCUGUGGAAGCUGGAGAUAAGCAAUUUGCACAUUUAUGUUGGCAGCCAGAAUUAAAAGGCCCAAACACAGAUCUUAUGAAGUCUAUUUGUUUACAAAAGUAUGGUAAAGAACCUGAGCGAUAUGAGCAGGAGUUAAUUGACUGUCCUCAGCCAGAAAACUUCUGUAAGCUGUGUUGCAGUGGUUUUAUAGGUAUUGAACAUCUUCAAGAUAGAAAAGUGUGUGAGUAUGACAAUUGUGGUCAGCUCUUUUCAUUUUAA
Blepharisma stoltei is the source of this 1134-nucleotide messenger RNA. The record is from the annotation of a GenBank genome assembly. Lineage: Eukaryota; Ciliophora; Heterotrichea; Heterotrichida; Blepharismidae.